AUGGUAGCCAGAAGGGAAAUGGCCCGGUUUUGGAGCCUGGAGAGCCUUCAGAUAGGCACUGCAGAUGGUGGUACUGAAUCUUGUGCCUUAGCGGAUGACAAUGGUAGCGAGGAAGAUUACAGCUAUGAGGAGCUCUGCCGAGCCAGUCCCAGAUACUUGCAGCCUGGAGGGGAACAGCUAGCCAUUAAUGAGCUGAUCAGUGAUGGGAGCAUGGUCUAUGCGGAGGCACUCUGGGAUCAUGUGACCAUGGACGAUCAGGAGCUAGCCUUCAAAGCUGGGGAUGUCAUCCAAGUCCUUGAGGCUUCCAACAAGGAUUGGUGGUGGGGAAGAAGUGAAGACAAGGAAGCCUGGUUUCCAGCAAGCUUUGUCAGGCUGCGAGUCAAUCAGGAAGAACUUGCCGAAAACUUUGGUAGCCUUCAGGAUGAGGAGCCAAAUGCAGAUCCUGGGAAGCAGCGCCAAAAAAUGUCUGAAAACAUGGAUCAGAUGAGAACAAAUGUUAUUCAGGAAAUAAUGAAUACAGAGCGGAUCUACAUCAAACACCUCAAAGACAUCUGUGAGGGAUACAUUCGACAGUGUCGCAAACAUACAGGAAUGUUCACUGCAGCCCAACUGGUCACCAUUUUUGGAAACAUUGAAGAUAUUUACAAAUUCCAAAGGAAGUUCUUGAAAGAUCUAGAGAAGCAGUACAACAAAGAAGAACCCCACCUGAGUGAAAUAGGAUCCUGCUUUCUUCAGCAUCAAGACGGCUUUGCUAUCUACUCAGAAUACUGCAACAAUCAUCCCGGUGCCUGCAUUGAGCUAUCCAAUCUGAUGAAACAGAGCAAAUACCGCCACUUCUUUGAAGCUUGCCGCCUGCUUCAGCAAAUGAUUGAUAUUGCUAUUGAUGGUUUUCUUCUCACACCUGUGCAGAAAAUCUGUAAAUACCCAUUACAGCUUGCAGAAUUACUGAAAUACACCACACAGGAGCACAGCGACUACAACAAUGUAAAGGCAGCCUAUGAGGCCAUGAAGAACGUAGCCUGCUUGAUCAAUGAGCGCAAACGAAGGCUCGAAAGCAUAGACAAGAUUGCACGCUGGCAAGUAUCCAUAGUCAGCUGGGAGGGGCAAGAUAUUUUAGGACGGAGCUCGGAAUUAAUCCACUCAGGAGAACUGACCAAGGUCUCCAAGCAAGGCAAGAGCCAGCAGAGGACUUUCUUUCUCUUUGAUCAUCAGCUUGUCUUCUGCAAGAAAGAUCUAUUGAGAAGGGACAUGCUGUACAUGAAGGGCCGGAUUGACAUGGACGAGGUGGAAGUGCUGGAUGUGGAGGAUGGCAGGGACAAGGACUUCAAUGUCAAUGUCAAAAACGCUUUCAAGAUUGUGAAUGGAGCCACGGAAGAAGUGCAUCUGUUUUGUGGGAAAAAGCCAGGGGAUAAGAAGAGGUGGCUGGAAGCCUGUGCAAGGGAGAGGCGACGAGUGCAGGAAGACAAAGAAAUGGGCAUGGAGAUUUCAGAAAACCAAAAGAAACAAGCCAUGCAGAAUGCACGGAAAUCAAGACAUGGAAAGAUUAAAGGUGUUAGCUAUGGUGGGUGCCCAGUACCACCACCACACCAGAGUUUACAUCCUAUCCAUCAGCGUCAUAUCACAGUGCCCACUAGCAUUCCACAGCAGCAGGUCUUUGCCCUGGCAGAACCCAAGCGGAAGCCAUCACUUUUCUGGCAUACUUUUAACAAACUGACACCAUUCAAGAAAUGA
Molecule: messenger RNA, 1731 nt
Organism: Gekko japonicus
Lineage: Eukaryota; Metazoa; Chordata; Lepidosauria; Squamata; Gekkonidae
Gene: SPATA13
Product: spermatogenesis associated 13
Exons: 10
Coding region: 1-1731 (576 amino acids)
Molecular function (GO): protein binding; guanyl-nucleotide exchange factor activity
Source: RefSeq, a predicted model, not a curated record